Molecule: messenger RNA, 1119 nt
Organism: Dufourea novaeangliae
Lineage: Eukaryota; Metazoa; Arthropoda; Insecta; Hymenoptera; Halictidae
Product: L-xylulose reductase
Exons: 5
Coding region: 260-994 (244 amino acids)
Biological process (GO): xylulose metabolic process; glucose metabolic process
Molecular function (GO): carbonyl reductase (NADPH) activity; L-xylulose reductase (NADPH) activity
Source: RefSeq, a predicted model, not a curated record
GUUAGAACAAGAAUCUUUGGAUACCUAUAUGUACUGUUAGUUUGCUAUAUGUACCGCCAAAAAGUUCCAACGACUUUGAAUGAAGUUCAGAGAGUUAUUCUGGCGUCUGAGUUAUGAGCAGUUAUGAGUUUGAAAUGACUCGACAGAGCUCACAAAACUGAUAGCACUGUACACCAUUGACGGUUAUUGGUGGGGUCAGACACUAUAAACAUAUUCAACAAGCAAAAUUACGCAGCAGUUAGCAGACGCCUUCGUAGCCAUGAAUAUCGACUUCGAGGGGAAACGGAUUCUCGUAACGGGUGCUGGACAAGGCAUUGGCAGGCAGCUGGCUCUUCGCCUCUCAAAGUACAAAGCGCAAGUGAUCGCCCUGUCUAAGACAAAGAAGAACCUGGACACAUUGUGCGCCGAGGAUCCUCGUAUCCAGGCUGUCUGCGUGGACCUUCUCGACUGGGACGCCACCAGAAAGGCCGUUCAGUCCGUUCUGCCAGUACAUCUUUUGGUGAACAAUGCCGCUGUUGCUCGUUUGAACCCAUUUUUGGAGGCCACGCGGGAAGACUUCGAUCUAACCUUCGACGCGAACGUGAAAUCCAUUUUGAACGUCUCUCAGGUGGUCGCUGGGAACAUGAUCGAGAGAAAAAUCGGUGGCAGUAUUGUCAAUGUCUCUUCGCAGGCAAGCAUUGCUGCCCUGAAGGAUCACGCUGUCUACUGCGCCUCCAAGGGAGCUGUAGACAUGUUGUCCAAAACAAUGGCCCUUGAGCUUGGUCAGCACAAUAUUCGUGUGAACACCGUGAACCCGACGGUGAUCAUGACGGAAAUGGGUAAAAUAGGCUGGAAUAACCCGGAAAAGGCAGAACCAAUGAUCAGGAAGAUACCAUUGGGUCGAUUCGGUGAAGUGGACGAAGUUGUGGACGGAAUUGUCUUCCUCUUGAGCGAUCGGAGUUCCAUGAUCAACGGGGUCGCUUUACCCAUCGACGGUGGAUUUGUGGCGACCUAAAUUGCUGAUUACACUGCUCGUCCUCAAAAUCAUAUACAAUAAUGCGUACAAGACAAUAAUAUUUUAUAGAUGACCAAAAUCAAAAACCGUUUUUCAUCAUUCGCUAUUUGUAAACUUUUUUUUUA